This is a messenger RNA of Verticillium alfalfae VaMs.102, 1203 nucleotides long. RefSeq lists its product with no specific name. The transcript has 2 exons. The record is from RefSeq and is a predicted model, not a curated record. NCBI's taxonomy places the organism in Eukaryota, Fungi, Ascomycota, Sordariomycetes, Glomerellales, Plectosphaerellaceae. The coding region runs from base 1 to 1203 and encodes 400 amino acids.
AUGGCCGGGAGGAAAGACGAUGGUGGUGUGCUCAAAAAGGCCGUUUCCCAAAAGCGAAAGGUCCGCUUCGAGGACGACAUCAGGGAAGACACACCUCGUUCUGACUCCAAAAGACUCAAAAGCUCGUCGUCGUCGUCGUUGUCGUCGAAACCAAACCCACCACCUCUCUCAAAGCCCGAUCAGCUCGCCGCGGAAACAGCACCCCUGGUCGAGCCACGCGCCGCGUCCCCGGCCCCCGAGGCGCCCGCCGACCUCACGCCCGCCGAACAGCGACGCAGGGCCGAACAGGAGCGGCGCGACGCGGCCAACGAGCAAAAGAGCCCCGUGCUCCCGACGCCGCGCGCGGUCCGCGAGGCGCACAUCAAGAAGGAAUACGCGCCCGACGACAGGGACACGGCGGAGCUGGCGGCCGGCAUGCUCAACCUCGUCAGCCUCGCGGCGCGCAUGAGCGCCUUGCCGCCGGGCGACGCCGGGCGGUACAGCGCGCUCGGCUACAUCAUCAAGCGGCUCGACCACCUCGACCUCGACGGCGUCGACGCGCGCGUCACGGACCUGACGCCGGCGCAGGCGGCGGCGGCGGAGCGCGACGUGCACACGCGGCUCCAGGAGGCCCAAGCGCAGCAGCGCAAGCUGUUCAAUACGAAGAACACGAAAAAGUACGCCGCCGGGCUGCGCAGGUUCGUGGCUGAUCCGCCGGCGUACCAGCGCGAGGUCGCGGCGCGGUGCGGGCGCAUCUUCAUCCAUGACAGCUAUGCGCGGGCGUUUGUCAAGUGGUUGCGGCAGCUGGACGUGCGGCGCGUCUCGAGUGUCGGGAAGCCGGGCUCGGAUCAAAGCCGGGCUCGGACCCCCUUCGGCCCCCUUCGACCUUGGACGGGGGCGGCGGCGCGCUUCACGGGCCUUGACGGCGGCGCAGGCGGCCGGCGGGAGCGGCGAACGUGGCGCACACGCGGCUUCCAGGAAGCCCAAAGCGCAGCCAGCGCAAGCUGUUCAAUACGAAGAACACGAAAAAAGUACGCCGCCGGGCUGCGCAGGUUCGUGGCUGAUCCGCCGGCGUACCAGCGCGAGGUCGCGGCGCGGUGCGGGCGCAUCUUCAUCCAUGACAGCUAUGCGCGGGCGUUUGUCAAGUGGUUGCGGCAGCUGGACCGUGCGGCGCGUCUCGAGUGUCGGUAUUUCCACGCGGUGAACUGGCGCCGCGGAAGGUGA